Lycium ferocissimum is the source of this 888-nucleotide messenger RNA. Its product is annotated as V-type proton ATPase subunit c1. Gene Ontology annotation, cellular component: proton-transporting V-type ATPase, V0 domain. Gene Ontology annotation, molecular function: proton-transporting ATPase activity, rotational mechanism. The transcript is spliced from 3 exons. The record is from RefSeq and is a predicted model, not a curated record. Lineage: Eukaryota; Viridiplantae; Streptophyta; Magnoliopsida; Solanales; Solanaceae. The coding region runs from base 105 to 599 and encodes 164 amino acids. Gene Ontology annotation, biological process: proton transmembrane transport.
CAAUCGUAAACUGAGAACCAGACAUUCACAAACUCCUCAGAUUAUCAAUUAACAAACACUCUCUUCUUUCUCAGAUCACAAAAUCAAUUCAAAGACAAAAAAAAAUGUCGACUUUUAGCGGCGAUGAAACGGCACCGUUUUUUGGCUUCCUUGGCGCUGCAGCUGCCUUAGUCUUCUCCUGUAUGGGUGCAGCUUAUGGUACAGCGAAAAGUGGGGUAGGUGUAGCAUCGAUGGGUGUUAUGCGACCAGAAUUAGUGAUGAAGUCUAUUGUGCCAGUUGUUAUGGCUGGAGUUUUGGGUAUUUAUGGAUUAAUUAUUGCUGUGAUUAUUAGUACUGGGAUUAACCCUAAAACAAAGUCGUAUUAUCUAUUUGAUGGAUAUGCUCACCUUUCAUCUGGUCUGGCUUGUGGUCUUGCUGGCCUUUCUGCUGGUAUGGCUAUUGGAAUCGUUGGCGAUGCUGGUGUUAGGGCUAAUGCACAGCAGCCAAAGCUUUUUGUUGGGAUGAUUCUGAUUCUUAUUUUUGCUGAAGCCUUGGCUCUUUACGGCCUUAUUGUCGGUAUUAUCCUUUCUUCUCGCGCUGGUCAAUCUAGAGCAGAGUAGAGAAGAGAAAGGCUUCGUCUGUUCCAUAAUUGUGAAGUAUCUUUGUGAUCUUCCUCGUUGGAAAAGCUAGUCUGGCUGUUGAAUUACAUUUUGUUUAGUUUUGGCCACCGAGAUUGUGUAUUUGAUUGCUUGGCUAGAAGAAUUGGUUCGUUUGUGCUGAUCAGCUGUAGAUUAGAUCUCUCAAUAAAGAUAUCAGGCUUUCUGAUGUUCCAUUUUUCAAAGACAACAAUUGGAUUGUUGUAAAAUGUUCCAUGUAUUAAUUUAUCAUAAAUUUACUUUUAAGCUUUCA